AUGCAGCCACGUAACUGCAAACUGGCCCCCAGUGGCAUCAGCCUAGUAACAAGUCAAUCUCUUCCCGAUGAUUUUUCUCCCACCCGUCCUUCUCAAUUUGUCCGAUUCAUCGGCGGUAAGCGACCACAUCUCCUCUCCACACGACUCAGAGAGGACGCCAUAGUGUUCAGAGUAGGUCGUGUCAUCGGUGUCCAGCUCCCGCUUUCGGCAAAUGGCCACAAAGUCAACUUCGACCUUGUCGGCGUCCUCAUCGUCAAAGAUGGGGAAGGCCUCGUGGUCGGAUUCUUGCUGGCGUUUGGGGUGGACUGGACGGCCGGCAUCCCUUGGUGCCCAGUGGCAAGGGAGCCCAAUAUUCCUUCCCAGGGAGGUCUGGAUGUGUGA
Molecule: messenger RNA, 381 nt
Organism: Pyricularia grisea
Lineage: Eukaryota; Fungi; Ascomycota; Sordariomycetes; Magnaporthales; Pyriculariaceae
Exons: 2
Coding region: 1-381 (126 amino acids)
Source: RefSeq, a predicted model, not a curated record